AUGGAGAAGCUCGGGAUUUUGGUGGCUGUUGCUGUGUUUCUGGAGGUGGUCUCUGCGACCUCUCUGGGUGUGGUGUACACAGAGGGAGGUAUGGUGCAGGGAGAGAACAUUCGUCUUGGGUUUCGCCGUCACAUGGACAUCUUCAGAGGAAUUCCCUUUGCUGACAUCCCUGGAAGGUUUGAGAUACCAAAACGUCACCCCGGCUGGGACGGUAUUUUUAAGGCCACUGAGUACAGGAAGAGAUGCAUGCAGGUGAACUUGAUCAUGACUGACACCAGAGGCAGUGAGGACUGUCUUUACCUUAAUGUCUGGGUUCCUCAUGGCCGCUCAGUGUCCACUAAUCUGCCAGUCAUGGUCUGGAUCUACGGAGGAGGCUUCCUGGCUGGCGGCUCGAUGGGCGCCAACUUCCUGGAUAACUAUCUGUACGACGGGCAGGAGGUUGCAGACAGAGGAAAUGUUAUUGUGGUGACUCUGGGAUACCGUGUGGGCGCUCUGGGCUUCCUUAGCACUGGAGACUCGGACAUGCCUGGAAACUAUGGCCUGUGGGACCAGCACCACGCCAUCGCCUGGGUGCACAGGAACAUCCGCUCAUUCGGUGGCGACCCUGACAACUUGACUGUCUUCGGAGAGUCUGCAGGUGCAGCUAGUGUCAGCUUCCAGACUCUUACGCCCCACAACAAAGGGCUGAUCAAGAGAGCCAUCUCCCAGAGCGGUGUGGCCCUUUGCCCAUGGGCCGUCAACAAGAACCCACGUAGAGAUGCUGAGAGGAUUGCUCUGAAGGUGAACUGCCCUACUGAUCAGACUAUGGCUUCCUGUCUGAAGAUGACUGAUCCUCAUCUCCUUACGUUGGCUGGUUCUCUCAGUAUAGCCAGCUCACCUGAUCACCCCCUUGUUACAAACCUGUACCUGUCUCCUGUGAUUGACGGUGAUUUCGUGCCAGAUGAGCCUUACAACUUGUUCCACAAUGCAGCUGAAAUCGACUACAUCGCAGGAGUCAACGACAUGGACGGACACCUCUUCACUGGUUUAGAUGUUCCCACAAUCAACGCCCCCCUGGUGACCACAGAUAUCGAGGAUGUGAGGAGGCUCCUGGCUUCGUACACUAAGGAGAAGGGCAAGCUCGGUGUGGACAACGCUUACAACACCUAUACUUCAACCUGGGGCUCAAACCCCAGCAAGGAGACCAUCAAGAAAACCGUUGUGGAGAUUGGAACAGACUACAUCUUCCUGGUUCCUACUCAGGCUGCCCUCUACCUUCAUGCUGCCAACGCCACAACUGGCCGAACCUACUCUUACCUCUUCUCUGAGCCCAGCCGCCUUGGAGGUAUUGCCAGGCCCUACCCCAGCUGGAUGGGGGCCGACCACGCUGAUGACCUGCAGUACAUGUUUGGAAAGCCUUUCCAAACACCACUGGGGUACUGGCCUCGCCACCGUGACAUCGCUGGCUACAUGAUCGCCUACUGGACCAACUUCGCCAAAACUGGAGACCCCAACAAAGGUGACCUGAGCGUACCUGCUACCUGGCCUAAAUUCACCAGCACUGGACACCAGUUCCUGGAGUUAAAUUCUAGCAUGAACAAGAACUAUGUGCACCAGAAGAUGAGAAUGCGUUACGUGCAUUUCUGGACGAGUGUCCUCCCCAACCUUCCUGUAGUAUACUCUGAAUAAAAGACCUUGUGCAAUUACCCCUACAAUGUAGACCCGAAGUAUCAAAUCCGUAUUGGUUCAUGAAAAAAUAAAAUGUAAGUGACAAUACAUUUAUUGUGGACAGUGAUUUUGCACACUUGAUG
Messenger RNA from Centropristis striata (black sea bass), 1790 nucleotides. It is a transcript of the gene cel.2, whose product is annotated as carboxyl ester lipase, tandem duplicate 2. Gene Ontology annotation, molecular function: signaling receptor activity; sterol ester esterase activity; neurexin family protein binding. Gene Ontology annotation, biological process: presynaptic membrane assembly; neuron cell-cell adhesion; modulation of chemical synaptic transmission. Lineage: Eukaryota; Metazoa; Chordata; Actinopteri; Perciformes; Serranidae. The record is from RefSeq and is a predicted model, not a curated record. Bases 1 to 1668 code for a protein of 555 amino acids. Gene Ontology annotation, cellular component: cell surface; postsynaptic specialization membrane; synapse. The transcript has 11 exons.